CACCAACGUGUUUCCGGGUCACCAGCAGCAUGGCUGAACUCAAGAUAAAUCGCAAGUUCGCUGAACGCUACGAUCGGUACCGGGAGAAGGAGGAGCUGCAGCGGCUUAAAGAUCGUUAUGGAGACACAGAAGAUAACAGCGAUAACUCGAGCUCAGAGUCAGACGAGGAAGAGCCAACGAUUGACCCCGCGUUGGAUAAAGACUUCUAUCGAACUCUUUCUCUGCUCAAGAAGAAGGAUCCCAAAAUAUACCAGGAGGAUGUUACCUUUUACACCGAAGAAGGCUCACCGGCUGUCAAACAGGGUAAAUCCUCCAAAGAGAAGCCGAUGUACCUGAAAGACUACGAGCGGAAAGUUAUCCUCGAAAAAGGAGGUAAAUAUGAGGAUGAAGAAGAGUCAGAUGAAGAGGACAACUUCAUAAACGAUCAGAGAGCUCGUUCUCCAACGUACCUGGAGGAACAAAAACAGAUCAAAGAGAGCUUUCGCCAGUUUGUCGAGGAGAGCGAUGGUGAUGAAAACGAGGAGAGCACAGCAAACCUGCUAACAAAGCGCCUUAAAAGCAAGAAGGAGCAGGAACAAGAGGAGGAAGAAUAUCUCGCGUGGUUAAAAGGUCAGAAGGACUUAGAAGACAAAGAAGACGUCAAGGAGUUGAAUUACCUUAAAGAUUACUGGUCUAAUCCGGCUCUGGACGAAGGGGAGAAAUUCCUGCGGGAUUAUAUCCUGAAUAAGGAGUAUAUAGAAGAGGAUUCCGACGAAGAGGACGAAUGCGCUCCUGCUCUGGAGGAAGCUCCGCAUGUUUCCGAUUCUGAGGAUGAGGGGGAACUUUUCCUAAAGAAACAGGAAGAUUUCGAGAGAAAAUACAACUUUCGUUUUGAAGAGCCGGAUUCGGAUUUGAUAAAAACUUUCCCCAGGACCAUCGCACAGUCCGUGAGACAGAAGGAUGACCGCAGGAAGAAGAAGAGAGAGGAGACAAAAGAGAGAAAGAAGAAGGAAAAAGAGAAGAAACAAGAGGAGCUGAAGCAGCUGAAGAACUUAAAAAGGAAGGAGGUGUGGGACAGACUGGAGAAGCUCCGGGAGUUGACCGGAGAACGAGCGUUGGGUGUGAGCGAAGAAGACCUCCUGGAGGACUUUGACCCCGAGAAGCAUGACCAGAUCAUGGCGAAAUGCUUUGGGGAUGACUACUAUGGGUUAGAAGAGGAACAGAAACCACAUUUUGAGGAUGAAGAAGGAUUGGAAGAUGAUUGGAACUGGGACACCUGGACAGGAGCGGAAGAAGAAGAUGCCACAAACAGCCAGGAGUGGGGGGGAGAGGAAGACCUCCAGAUUCACUGUGAAGACCCUGACUUUGUGAUGGAUGCCGACUAUGACCCCAACGCCCCUCACCAACCGUCACGCAAGGAGCGGAAGAAACUCCGCAUGGAGAUGGAGAAAGGCGGGAAGAAGAAGAGGAAAUCCAGAUUUGCAGAAGUCGUGAGCAAAGAAAAACCAGUCUUCAACCCAGAUGAUAAAACAUUCCAGCAGUAUCUGGACGAGUAUUAUCGGCUGGAUUACGAGGAUAUUAUUGAUGAUCUGCCGUGCCGAUUUAAAUACCGUCAGGUGUUGCCCUGCGACUUUGGACUGACCACCGAGGAGGUCCUGGCAGCCGAUGACAAGGAGCUGAACCGCUGGUGUUCCCUAAGGAAGACCUGCAUGUACAGGUCAGAGAAGGAGGAGAGCCACGAUCAGAACAUUUACACCCAGAAAGCCCAGAACAUGUGGAAGAAGCAGCAGAUCCUCAAAUCUCUGACUCAGAGCGAGGAAACACCUGAAUCGGCAACAUCCUCAAAGCCCAAAGUAGGAAAGAAACGCAGAGAAAAACUAAAGAAUCAGCAACCGGGGGAGAGCGAAGCAAGCGAGAAAGAAACCGGAAACAGCGCGCUACACAACGAGGAGUCUGCGAAGAAUCCUCCCUCAGAGGGCGCCGAGAGCCAAGCGCAGAGCAGAACACCGGCCGAGGGCCACGGGGUUACAGCAGACAAGGUGCAGAACUCGGGGCCGGUGGUGGCCCCUGCCCUGGAGCCAGAUACUACAAAGCAGGGCGUAAAGAGACAGUUACCAGAGAAGGACAGACAGACAGAGCCCAAGGAAGCCGGGGCUACCCGAUCCCCAAAAGAAAAGAGGCGGAAAGUGUCAAGGAAGGGAGGGAGGUUGUUGGGCAGCAAGGUGAGGCUCGGAGGCCGGGAGUUCAGCGGACAGAGGCUGCGCGCCUACGGCCUGAACCCCAAGCGGCUGCGAUACAGACAGCUGGGAAGAGAAAGGAGGAAGAUGAGAGAGAAGCAGAGCAAGAACCAGAGCGCCAAGGAGGACUAAGCGCUGCGGGACACGCGGACUCUGCGAAGGGCCUAGUAACCACUGCUAUCUUUGUAUUCACCAUUCAGGAUGCGCCCAGAUAUACACAGGGAACAUUUUAACAAACCGCCGGUUUAAAAAGGUUUAUUUCCUUACAUAAAUAAAACAUUUUCCGAAUAUA
Molecule: messenger RNA, 2508 nt
Organism: Spea bombifrons (plains spadefoot toad)
Lineage: Eukaryota; Metazoa; Chordata; Amphibia; Anura; Pelobatidae
Gene: KRI1
Product: KRI1 homolog
Exons: 19
Coding region: 30-2348 (772 amino acids)
Biological process (GO): endonucleolytic cleavage in ITS1 to separate SSU-rRNA from 5.8S rRNA and LSU-rRNA from tricistronic rRNA transcript (SSU-rRNA, 5.8S rRNA, LSU-rRNA)
Cellular component (GO): nucleolus; 90S preribosome
Source: RefSeq, a predicted model, not a curated record